AUCUCUCAACGCAGCCUGUGCCGCGUUGCGCAGAGCACGCCAUGGUAUUGCCUCGCUGCAGUGCGCAAGUACACCUGCACACUUUCUACAGCCCAGACAGCCAAAUGCGUCUCGUCAGCCAGUCCUCUGCCGCUGCAUCAGAAACAUUUUGGUGGCCCCGCCGUUCGAACACCUCACUAGCGCCCAGAACGUCAUCGAGCGCUCACGUUCUCGACGUGAAGCUGCUGAAUCAGCCCUUAUGUCAGCGACGCUCGGUCGCUCUUGCUCCAACGCGGGUGGAAUCCGGGGUAGCGGGCGCUGAUUGGCAGCCAUUCGGAAACCACCAUAAGCCGACAUGAAGCGAGCAGCGUGAGCCGAACGUCCGCACCCACUCCUUCCAUGGGGUAACGAAUUGUUCUGCUCUCAUGUAGAACAUACUUCCAGCUCGCACCUCUCUGAUCACACCCAGGACCAUGGCUGCCAAAACACCCUCAAUGCGCGUCUUGUCGCGCUACCUGCUCAAGCCGCAAGCACCGCUUCACCCUGCGCGUCGUUCCAGGCCUCACAGCCGACAGUACUCUGCUGCGGCUGCCGGUGCAAGACUGAAUGUGCCCCUUGAGUACGACUCGACCCCUCUCCUCCAUCACACUUCCAAAGCCGCCCUUGCGAAUCCUGAGCUGCCAGAGCACAUACGGAAAGGACAGACAAAGCGCAUAAACCUCUACACCGCCGUGAACGAGGCACUCCGCCAUGCGCUGCAGACAGACGAAAGGGUCCUUGUUUUUGGAGAGGACAUCCAGUUCGGAGGUGUCUUUCGCUGCACAAUGAAUCUUGCCGCCGACUUUGGCACAGACCGAGUGUUCAACACACCAUUGAGCGAGCAGGGACUUGUCGGAUUCGCGAUAGGAGCAGCAGCUGAAGGACUGAGGCCCGUCGCUGAAGUCCAGUUUGCCGACUAUGUCUUUCCAGCGUUUGAUCAGAUUCACAACGAAGCAGCAAAGUACAGAUACCGGUCAGGAAGCACAGGAGUGAACUGUGGUGGGCUCACGAUACGCAUGCCCAGCGGCAGCGUGGGCCACGGUGCCUUAUACCACACACAGUCUCCCGAGGCUCUUUUCACUCACACCCCAGGACUUCGCGUCGUCGUACCUCGGUCCCCCGUUCAAGCAAAGGGUCUUCUCCUCGCCUCCAUCAAGACUGCCGAUCCUGUCAUCUUUAUGGAGCCUAAAAUCCUGUACCGCGCCGCCGUCGAGCAGGUCCCUGUCGAUGCGUACGAGUUGCCUCUUGACAAGGCUGAGGUGUUGAAGUCCGGCAAAGAUGUCACCAUCAUUUCCUACGGUACACCACUUUAUACAUGCUCAGCUGCCAUAGCCGCCGCAGAGAAAGACUUUGGCUGCAGCGUGGAGUUGAUCGAUUUGCGGACCAUCUACCCUUGGGACCGAGAGACAGUCUUGAACAGCGUGAAGAAGACUGGCAGAGCAAUCGUUGUCCAUGAAAGUAUGAUGAAUGCUGGAGUUGGCGCAGAAGUGGCAGCAACUAUCCAAGAACAAGCAUUCCUGCGGUUGGAGGCACCGGUCAAGCGUGUAGCUGGCUGGGCGACACAUACAGGGCUGGUGUUCGAAAAAAUAAUCAUCCCUGAUGUUACAAGAGUAUACGAUGCAAUCAAAAAGACAAUAGACUACUAGAUAUCACCAUCUUGCACGUAGAUGCAGAGGCUCAGCUCCGUCUGGCCAAGAUCACAAAUGAGAACAAAAACACUCUGAUACCUUCACUGUAUGCAUCUGAAACCCAAAAGUAAAUCUGACGUUCCUUACAGUGAUGUGCGGAGUUUGAGACGCCUGACGUCACAGAUCGUCAACUAUAAGCAUUGGAGGUCUUGUGCAGCACAAUUCCUCAUUACCGGACUACAGCCAUGAGAUGUAGACUGAAUAUAACUGAGAUUUCCUCUUCUCUCCAACCUGAAUGAUAAGAUGGCGUUUCUCGAAGACAAUUCCAUCACACGAUACACCACACCACCAAACAACUACAUUGGCUCAACUUUAUUCAUCUCCUAUAUUGUGGCCGCAUUAUAUCUUACAGCAACAAUCAGCUACUCGCUCUAUACAAAAUACACAAAUGUAUUCCACUCCGGUUCCUCCUCGUCACCGAGCAACUCC
Boeremia exigua is the source of this 2135-nucleotide messenger RNA. Its product is annotated as thiamine diphosphate-binding protein. Gene Ontology annotation, molecular function: catalytic activity. The coding region runs from base 453 to 1664 and encodes 403 amino acids. The transcript is spliced from 3 exons. Gene Ontology annotation, biological process: branched-chain amino acid catabolic process; response to nutrient. The record is from RefSeq and is a predicted model, not a curated record. NCBI's taxonomy places the organism in Eukaryota, Fungi, Ascomycota, Dothideomycetes, Pleosporales, Didymellaceae.